CAGGCAGGCACAGGACAUGACUAUGGACAGGAAAGUUGGUGCCUGACUCUGGGCCGCUCCAGAAAUCCUAUUUCUAAAAUCUUUUCAGCUCUUAGCUGGUUGCCUACAGUGAGCUAGGAUUUCAGUCCAACAUUUAGGAACUUCGCUCUUGGUGGCCAGAAAAUACAGAACCAGAUGCUGCUGAGGAAGAAGCCAUUAUAUGGUGGAGAAAGUGACCCUGGAAACAGACGAGGGAUUCUUAUAAGUCACAAAAGAAAAUAACUAACUUCAUCCAUGGAGGGAAAGAGACAGCUUGAGAAAAGGGACUUUGGAAAAAGGCUGUCCCUAGACAGCAGUCUUGUGGAAUACAUGGACUCCAAUAAAUACAUUGAGCAUCUGCUGAGUCAGCUCGAAGAGCAACACAGGAGUCUCUGGAGGGAGAAGUUGGCAGUGGCCCGACUACAGCGAGAAGUUGCCCAAAGAACAAGUGAGGGGGCCAUGCAUGAGAAGCUGAUACAUGAACUGGAAGAGGAGAGACACUUACGCCUUCAAAGCGAGAAGCGUUUGCAGGAGGUGACCCUAGAGUCUGAGCGCAACAGAAUUCAGAUGCGUGGCUUGCAGCAGCAGUUCUCCAGGAUGGAAGAAACAGUACGAAAUCUACUGCAGAGUCAAGGAUCUCCAGAGCAGAAAAAAGAAGAAACUGUUAAUAUAAUGGUCUAUCAGGAAAAGCUGUCAGAGGAAGAGAGAAAACAUAAGGAAGCUUUGGAAGAUCUUCACAUGGUGGUUGAUGAGGAUUCGAGGAGUGAAAGCAGCAGUACAGAUGAGGGGAAAGAAAAGACCAAAUUGCUAUUAGAGAGAUUGAAAGCUCUGGAGGCAGAGAAUUCAGCAUUGGCUCUGGAGAAUGAAAAUCAAAGGGAACAAUAUGAGCGAUGUCUUGAUGAGGUAGCCAACCAAGUUGUUCAAGCUCUGCUUACUCAAAAGGAUCUAAGAGAGGAAUGUGUGAAGUUGAAAACAAGAGUGUUUGAUUUGGAACAGCAGAAUCGGACACUAAGCAUACUAUUCCAACAGCGAGUCAGACCCACUUCUGAUCUGCUCCUCCAGAAACUUCACUCACGCCUCUUGGAUCUUUCAUCCGGAGAUUUGCUUUCAGAGGUGGAAAGAAGCCGAAGUCUGACGCAGUCACGAACUGAUGCUGAGCUGCACGAACACCAACUAAAUACAAAAUCAGCCUUGAAAUGCCCUGGCUUGGGGGCUGUCAUCCCUGGUCAUCUCUGUCCUCGAAACAGCUACAGCAGCAGCAGUGAAGUGUCUCUUUCAAGCACCUGCAGCGAGUACUCCAGUGGCUCCUCCUAUACGUUGCACGAUGGGAAGAACCUCAGGAAAAGGCAAUCAUCACAAAACUGGGAUAAAAGGCUAAGUAUUGAUUCUUCGCUCCCAAGUGGCUUUGCUAGUCCUACAAAUGAACUACCUCCAACUCGUAUCAAGGAAAGCCACAUUUUGGAAGGGCUAAGAAAGCUACAGAAGCGAAAAGUGUUACUUGAACCCCCAUCAGUGAUAACCAAAUGGGGUUAUAAAGAUUGCAUGAACUCGAAUGAAGGAAUAUAUUCUCCAGGAAUUAAAAGUAGCAGCCUCAAGGAGUAUCCCCCCUGCAAAACAGCUGACCUGGGGAGCCCCUGCAAGGAGCCCCACAAGACAUUUGUUUAUGAUCUAGAUUCCCACGAUGAUGCGGACGAUGACUCCUCCACCUUCGCAUUGCUCCAAGCAGUUCCAAACCAGAGCUACAGGCCGCAUGGCAGUAAACUAACCCACAGUGUUUCUGACAGUCUGUUUGGCUGGGAAAGAAAUAGAAAACACUUUCUGGAAGGCACGUCCUCAGUUUAUCCCAGGGAAAGGCCUGAAAAGCUGACAAGUUGCUCCAGCAGCUGUCCUUUGGAGAGGAAGCUGUGCCCAAGUGUGCAGACGCCUCAGGUACAGAGGGAGAGGGGCCCACACGGCCAAGGCCAUGGCUGCGUGGCUCUCAACCUCCAGCUUUCAGACACUGAUGACAACGAAACACUCGAUGAGCUGCACAUAGAGAGCGGUGAUGAGAAAAGUCCUUCAGACGCGUCACUGGCUGCCGACACCGAGAAGUCUGUGGAGAACCUGGAUAUUCUUGUGGGGUUUGGAAAAUCUCUAUGUGGGUCUCCUGAUGAGGAAGAAGAACAAGUGCCCAUCCCUUCAGAGACUAGGCCAAAGACGUUUAGUUUCAUUAAGCAACAAAGAGUUGUAAAAAGGACUUCUUCAGAAGAAUGUGUUACCGUGAUAUUUGAUGCAGAAGAUGGAGAGCCCAUUGAAUUCAGCUCUCACCAGACUGGAGUUGUCACUGUUACCAGAAAGGAAAUUUCCAUCAAUUCAGCUCCUACUGGACCCAAGGCAGAACAUACUGAACUUUUACCUCAGGGAAUUACUUGUUUACAGCCAGAAGCUGCUGCAAGAGACUCUACUUUCUUUAAAAGGUCUGAAGAGGACAUGGAAAAAAACAUUCCAAAAGAUAAUGUAGAUAAUGUUCCUAGGGUGUCCACUGAAUCUUUCAGCUCCAGGACAGUGACACAAAAUCCUCAGCAGCAAAAGCUGGUCAAGCCAACACACACUCUCUCAUACCAGAGUAAUUCCAGGUCUUCAGCGCCCAUGGGCAUCUAUCAAAAGCAAAAUCUGACAAAAAUACCUGCCAGGGGCAAGUCUUCACCUCAGAAAUCAAAACUAAUGGAGCCGGAAGCCUCCACACUACUCCCUUCAUCUGGCCUGGUGACUCUUGAAAAAUCACCGGCCUCAGUUCCUGGGAAACUCUCACGAUUCAUGAAGACUGACAGCUCAGGACCCCUCUUUGAAUUACGACCAGAUCCGCACAUUCCAAAACAUCCCACCCAACUUCCGCACAGCUCCAGAUUGCCCAGCAGGAGGGACUGGGUCCACUGCCCCAAGAGUCAGACUCCAGGGUCACGGUCAAGGCCUGCCAUUGAGUCUAGUGACAGCGGAGAGCCCCCCACGAGGGAUGAACACUGUGGCUCUGGGCCGGAGGCAGGGACGAAAUCCCCUUCCCCUCCGCCCCCUCCAGGCAGGUCCGUCUCCCUGCUGGCCAGGCCCAGCUAUGACUAUUCACCAGCACCUUCAUCCACCAGGUCUGAAACCAGGGUCCUCAGUGAAACAGCAAGGACCCCAUUCAAAUCCCCUCUGUUGAAAGGAAUCUCUGCUCCGGUUAUUUCGUCUAAUCAGGUCGUGACAGAAGUGCAGAGGAAGAAACCUUCUGUGGCCUUCAAAAAGCCUGUCUUCACUUACCCUACGCCCUCCCCAGAAGCAGUCAUUCAAACCCAGUGCCCUGCUCAUGCCCCCUCCAGCUCCUUCACCAUAAUGGCUCUGGGGCCUCCAAAGGUCUCUCCGAAGAGAGGUGCCCUGAAAACCUCUCCUCGCCAAACACUUGGGACCCCACAAAUGGACACAGGAUUACAGACUCCUAGGAUUUCUCCUUCAACCCAUGAACCACUGGAAAUGACGUCCUCCAAAAGUGUAUCUCCAGGGAGAAAAGGACAGUUGAAUGAUAGCGCCUCCACACCCCCCAAGCCUUCCUUCUUAGGGGCAAACGAGUCACCAUCAUCUCAGGUCAGUAGUCCCUCUUUGUCCCCAUCACCCUCCAAAAGCCAUCACAGCCCUCAUGGUUGUCAAAAUGCUCAUGAGAAAGGACUGAAAACUCGCCUUCCGGUGGGACUCAAAGUGCUCAUGAAGUCUCCCCAGCAGCUCAGGAAAAGUUCCACCGUGCCAGGGAAACAUGAAAAAGACAGUUUAAAUGAAGCCUCCAAAAGUUCCGUGGCUGUGAACAAGUCUAAGCCAGAGGACUCCAAGACUCCAGCAAGCAUGGAGAUCACAGCAGGUGAAAGAAAUGUGACCAUACCGGAUUCACAAGCCCAGGACAGUUUAGCUGAGGGGCUUCCCCCGGAAACAGCACUACAAGAGUCAUUGGAAAGUAGCAUCCCUGGGAGUGAUGGAAGGGACGGGGUAGAUAAUAGAUCCAUGAAAAGAUCCCUUUCCUCCAGCAAACCACACCUAAAACCAGCUCUGGGCAUGAAUGGCGCCAAAGCCCGCAGCCAGAGCUUCAGUGCGCACUCAGGAGACAAGCCUUCCACACCCCCCAUGGAAGGGCCAGGCAAAGUCCGAACUCAGAUCAUUACCAAUACUGCUGAGAGAGGCAAUUCUCUUACCCGGCAGAACUCUUCCAUGGAAAGCUCUCCCAACAAGGCCCCUUCUGUUCCCAUGUUGGAGAGUCUCCCUAGUGCUGGGAGGCCCUUGGGGCACCCCUCCUCCAGGCAGGGCUCCCUGGGGAGCUCAGGCAGCUCCAGCAGUCAGCAUGGGAGCCCAAGCAAGUUGCUUCUGAGGGUCCCUCCAAAGUCUGAGGGACUCCUCAUCCCACCUGGGAAGGAAAACCAGCAGGCCUUCACCCAGGGAGAGUGCCCCAGUGUGGCUAUACUUGCGGAACCAAGCAGUGACCGCCACAGGUGCCCACCCACCCCAACAGAGUGCCCUGAAGUCCUGCAGAGCCCAGGGAGGACUCAGCAUCCAAGCACUUUUGAAACAAGCAGUACAUCCAAACUAGAAACUUCUGGAAGGCAUCCAGAUGCCUCUGCAACUGCGACUGAUGCUGUGAGUUCAGAAGCCCCCCUCUCACCCACAAUCGAAGAAAAGGUCAUGUUGUGCAUUCAGGAAAAUGUGGAAAAGGGCCAAGUGCAAACAAAGCCCACCUCUGUAGAAGCAAAGCAGAAGCCUGGGCCUUCUUUUACCAGCUGGUUUGGUUUUCGGAAGAGUAGACUUCCAGCUCUGAGUAGCAGGAAAAUGGACGUCUCCAAAACCAAAGUAGAAAAGAAAGAUGCAAAAGUCUUGGGGUUUGGAAACAGACAACUAAAAUCGGAAAGAAAAAAAGAGAAAAAGAAGCCUGAACUACAGUGUGAGACAGAAAAUGAGCUUCUCAAGGACACCAAGUCAGCAGAUAAUCCAGAUGGCGGUUUACAAAGCAAAAAUAAUCGGAAAACACCACAAGACAUUUACAACCAACUGAAGUUUGAACCAAGGAAUAGACACAGCCCUGUUACAUGUUCAACAAAAGACACCUUCAUGACGGAACUCUUGAACAGAGUUGAUAAGAAAGCAGCUCCACAGACAGAAAGUGGAUCAAGUAAUGCUUCCUGCAGGAAUGUGUUAAAGGGCAGUUCUCAGGGCUCCUGUCUCACCGGCAGCUCUAUCAGCACUCAAGGAAACCACAAGAAAAACAUGAAAGGCAAAGCCGAUAUGGAAGUACCAAAAGGCUCCCUGGUAAAACAGGCACAUGAAAACUUGCAAGAGGAUGAAGAUGAUGCAGUUGCAGAUUCUGCAUUUCAGAGCCACAUCAUAGAAUCCAACUGCCAGAUGAGAACAUUGGACAGUGGGAUCGGAACAUUCCCACUCCCAGACUCGGGAAAUCGCUCGACGGGACGAUACCUAUGCCAGCCAGACUCCCCAGAGGACAGUGAGCCUCUCCUGCCUCUCCAGUCAGCCCUUCCUGCAGUUUCUUCCGUGAGAGCCCAAACCCUUGAACGUGAAGUGCCUUCCUCCACAGACAGCCAGCGCCCUGCAGAUAGCGCCAUUGUUCAUUCCACAUCUGACCCCAUCAUGACUGCCAGAGGGUUGCGACCUCUUCAGAGCCGCCUCCCCAAACCAGCUUCCUCAGGAAAAGUCAGUCCCCAAAAGCAGAAUGAAGCAGAGCCAAGGCCUCAGACAUGCUCAUCAUUCGGAUAUGCUGAAGACCCAAUGGCAAACAAGCCGCUUCCAGACUGGGGGGGUGAAGAUGCUGCCACCGGGACCCAGGACAAGGCACCCAGAAUGUGUACAUACUCUGCCAGCGGUGGCAGUAAUAGUGACAGUGACCCGGACUAUGGAGAUAAUGGUUUUGGAGCUGGAAGGGGACAGUUAGUGAAAGCACUGAAGAGCGCUGCCCCAGAAAUUGAAACAACUUGAAGAAAGAAAAGACGAUCCCGAGAAUAGAUUAUCGAAAAUUUCCCUGGAGUCAUUCAAUAAAUUUCACAGCAAUACUGUGAUUUUAUUAGAAAAAGAGAAGAACUCUCUGAACAAGGUUGAAGGACAGAAGGAAGAAAAAGGAAAAAAUGAAGAGACAUCUUUGACAUCUUUUUCAGAUCGGCCUGGGGUAGACAACUUGGAAUCUUUGAGUGAUUCUUUGUAUGAUAGCUUCUCUUCCUGUGCCAGUCAAGGUUCAAAUGAUGUAUAAAGGACUUCUCUUCCCUUAGUGAGCUGGGACUGGAGCGCUUAAGAAAUGAGGACGGGGGGGUGGCAGGGGGUGCGCUGCUCGGUAGAGAUGACAAUAAUAAACUAUUGCAGUACCAGAGCCUUCAUUGUCAAAUUCACAGCAGGCAACCCACCAGAGCUAAUAUCUCUGACAGGGCAAUAAAGAUAGACUCCAUUUAUUGUGUUUCAAGAGGAUUAAGCGUAAACACACCUAUGAUACAGAAUCGUUAAUUUUGCACUUUUUUUGAAUAUUUGUACAGAAGUUGUAAAUUUUUUGGAAGAGAAAUUAUAUUUGUAGCAAAAAAAAAAAAAAAGACAGCAAUAAAUGGAAUCAGCGCCAUGCUCUUGAAAUAAUGUACUAAGUCUUAGAAGUUGAUGAUAAAAUAUAUUUUUUAAAAUCCCAACUGAAGUUUUUGUGAUGUUCAUUGUCCUGGUCCUCAAAUUGUUUGUGGGUACACUCUGUAAACCUACAACAGGGCCUGCCAAAAAACCAGAGCGUUCCUUCCUCCUCAUCUCCAUCUCAUAAAUCUCAAUUUGAUAGCACUGUUCAUUUUAGUGCAAUUUUAGAUUCCUUGCCAGAGAUUCAGGUGAUAGUAAUCAGUGUAAUUCUGCUUCUGCUGAAAAAUGAAAAGGGUCCUAAAGUGUGGACACUGAUUGGGAGUGUGUCAUUGUAUCAGAAAUGACCGAAUUUUAUUCCCAAUACCAGUUUUUCCUUCCAGACAUUGCUUUAGAUUGUCUUCUACUUAGUUCUUCUCUAUGAUCCUAUUAUUUGAUUUUUAUCUUCUUGCUCUUUUUAUUAAAAUCUGGGCACUCUAAAAAUGAAAGCAAAUUUCUAUUUGCAAUGUUCACUUUUAAAAAUAAAAUUAAUGGUGCUACGAA
Messenger RNA from Rhinopithecus roxellana (golden snub-nosed monkey), 7161 nucleotides. RefSeq names its product NCK associated protein 5 (gene NCKAP5). The record is from RefSeq and is a predicted model, not a curated record. The transcript is spliced from 19 exons. Gene Ontology annotation, cellular component: microtubule plus-end. Gene Ontology annotation, biological process: microtubule depolymerization; microtubule bundle formation. NCBI's taxonomy places the organism in Eukaryota, Metazoa, Chordata, Mammalia, Primates, Cercopithecidae. Bases 274 to 5997 code for a protein of 1907 amino acids.